AUGGCGAACCUAAACUGGGAGGCCCACAAGGCUGAAAUCGAGCGCCUCUAUAUCCACCAAGACAAAUCGCUGAAGGAGGUGAUUCAGACCAUGGGAGCGGUACACGGGUUUUGCAGAAGCAAGAGCCAAUACGAAACGAAAUUCGCGCAGUGGGGACUCAAAAAGUAUCACAUGGGAUCCAAGAAGUGGAAGCUCCUUGAUCAGAACCUGAAAAAACGAGGUGCAGACACAGAAGUCUAUAUCAAUGGAGUUCUCUUUGAGCCCAAGAGAGUUAAACGUGAGCUUGGUCGACAGGCCUUUCAAACAACAAUGCAAAAAGAAAUGGAGAAGGUCAUUUCAAAAACUUCCCCUAAAAUUCCAGAAGGUGUUCUGGUCUACUCCCCAGCACCGUCUGCGUUGCAGCUACAAUGGCCUUCGAACCUCCCCUGGUUCAAUUUCUCACAAUCUGCGUUCCCAGACAAGGCUAAAGGUGGGGAUGCUUUUGAAAUGAUGGCCUUUUAG
This is a messenger RNA of Penicillium crustosum, 501 nucleotides long. Its product is annotated as Clr5 domain-containing protein. The transcript has 3 exons. Lineage: Eukaryota; Fungi; Ascomycota; Eurotiomycetes; Eurotiales; Aspergillaceae. Bases 1 to 501 code for a protein of 166 amino acids. The record is from RefSeq and is a predicted model, not a curated record.